AUGAGCGCAAUCUAUCUGCUCCGCAAGUUUUCUAUGAAGCCUCCUUCUCGAUUUCAUAGAAGCCUCUUGUUUUCCAGUUUCUCCAUGGGUGUACCUCCAGAUUUAGCGCGAAACGCCAUAACUCGCACCUACUCAAGCACUAUCCGAAACUUUCCUACACCUUUCAACAACACCCAGAGUUUAAUGUCUACUCCAGUUUCGUGUUUUCGCCAAUCGAGUUGGGUUUCCGAGAAAUCAAGAAGUAUCGUCGCGUCUUUAAGAGAAUUUUCAACAUCCGUAGAAACAAAUACCAGCGACAAGAGCUUCGAGAGAAUUCAUGUUCAGGCUGGUCUAAAUUCGAAUCCAUUGGUUAUCGAAAGGAUACACAAAGACGAAGAACCCGUAAGCGAAUCAGUUUCUAGAGUGGAGAUAAACAAGAUUGAGAAAUCCGAAGGCGAAAGUGUUGAAAGUAAUCGUGUGAAAGUUAGAGAAGAGAGUGAGGCUGAGAAGGAAGCGUGGAGGAUUCUGGAAGACGCCGUCGUUAGGUAUUGUGGUUCUCCGGUGGGGACGGUGGCGGCAAACGAUCCCGGAGAUAAGUUACCUUUGAAUUAUGAUCAAGUGUUUAUAAGAGACUUUGUGCCUUCUGCUUUGGCUUUCUUGCUUAAAGGAGAUGGAGAUAUCGUUAGGAACUUUCUCCUCCAUACAUUACAGUUACAGAGCUGGGAGAAAACCGUAGACUGCUACAGUCCAGGACAGGGCUUGAUGCCUGCAAGUUUCAAAGUCAGAACCGUGGUACUUGAUGAGCACACUACGGAAGAGGUUUUGGAUCCAGAUUUUGGUGAAUCAGCCAUUGGUCGUGUUGCUCCUGUAGAUUCUGGUUUGUGGUGGAUUAUUCUCUUAAGGGCAUAUGGAAAGUUGACAGGGGAUUUCUCAUUACAAGAGAGGAUAGAUGUUCAGACAGGCAUAAAGCUCAUAAUGAACUUGUGUUUAGCGGAUGGAUUUGAUAUGUUUCCAACACUACUGGUCACCGACGGUUCUUGUAUGAUUGAUCGUCGAAUGGGUAUCCAUGGCCAUCCCCUCGAAAUCCAAUCGUUAUUCUACUCAGCAUUAAGAUGCUCCCGUGAGAUGCUUACUGGGAAUGACAGCUCCAAGAAUCUUGUAAGGGCUAUUAACAAUAGAUUAAGUGCUUUAUCCUUUCAUAUCAGAGAGUACUACUGGGUGGAUAUUAGAAAAAUCAAUGAGAUAUAUCGUUACAAGACAGAAGAGUAUUCCACAGACGCUACUAACAAGUUCAACAUCUACCCUGAGCAAAUUCCUCCAUGGCUCAUGGACUGGAUCCCCGAGCAAGGAGGUUAUCUCCUCGGGAACCUACAGCCCGCGCACAUGGAUUUCAGAUUCUUCACGCUCGGGAACUUUUGGUCUGUUGUUUCCUCACUGAGUACACCGAAGCAGAACGAAGCUAUAUUGAACUUGAUGGAAGCUAAAUGGGAUGAUAUCAUUGGGAAUAUGCCUCUUAAGAUUUGUUACCCUGCCUUAGAGUAUGAGGAUUGGCGUAUAAUCACCGGAAGUGACCCAAAGAACACACCUUGGUCUUAUCACAACAGUGGAUCCUGGCCAACGCUUCUAUGGCAGUUCACAUUAGCAUGUAUGAAGAUGGGUAGACCAGAGCUAGCUGAGAAAGCGCUUGCACUGGCUGAGAAGAGACUUAUGGCAGAUCGUUGGCCGGAGUAUUACGACACGCGAGCGGGGAAGUUUAUUGGGAAGCAGUCCCGGCUUUACCAGACAUGGACGGUGGCCGGAUUCUUGACUUCUAAACUCCUCCUGGCAAAUCCGGAGAUGGCGUCGCUGUUGUUCUGGGAAGAAGAUUACGAACUUCUGGAUAUCUGCAUUUGUGGUCUCAGCAAAUCUGGCCGGAAAAAAUGCUCCCGAGUCGCUGCUAAGACUCAGAUUCUUGUCCGAUGA
Molecule: messenger RNA, 1941 nt
Organism: Thlaspi arvense
Lineage: Eukaryota; Viridiplantae; Streptophyta; Magnoliopsida; Brassicales; Brassicaceae
Source: the annotation of a GenBank genome assembly